AUGGAACCUGCCCUUCUCAGUUCCAAUACUAAUGCCACCACCUUCUCCAAUGGAAACUGCCCAGGUGACUUUGAUAUCAUUACCUGGUUCGAGGACGUGUCCAAGAACGCUGCUUCUGUUCAGACUCAGACACUAUGCAGGAUUCUGAAGCAGAACUGUGGGGUUGAAUAUUUGAAGAAAUGGUUGGGCGGCUACAAUGUCUCAGACAUGGAUGCUUGUGCGUUGGAAUCUCUUUUCACUUCUCUUGUUCCCCUUGCUUCGCAUGCAGAUUUCGAGCCAUAUAUCCAAAAAAUUGCAGAUGGAGACACAGCUCCUAUACUCACUCAACAACCUAUAACCACUCUUUCCUUAAGUUCUGGAACCACAGAGGGGAGGCAGAAGUUUGUACCCUUUACCCGCCAUAGUGCUCAGACGACCCUUCAAACUUUCACUUUAGCAGCAGCCUAUAGAUCAAGGGUUUAUCCCACAAGGGAAGGAGGCAGGAUUCUUGAAUUCAUAUACAGCAGCAGCCAGUUCAAAACAAAAGGAGGCUUAACAGUUGGAACAGCCACAACACACUACUAUGCAAGUGAGGAAUUCAAAACCAAACAAAAGGAAACAAAGGCAUUCACUUGCAGUCCAUACGAAGUUAUAUCCGCAGAGGACCACGAACAAUCCACGUACUGUCACCUCCUUCUUGGUCUCUUCCUCUCUGAUCACGUAGAGUUUAUUUCCGCGGCUUUUGUCUAUGGCAUAGUGCAAGCUUUUUGCACUUUCGAAGAGGUUUGGAAAGACCUUUGCAAUGACGUAAGAGAUGGCACUUUGAGCUCAAGAAUAAAGUUACCCAAAAUGAGAGAGGCUGUUUUGGGUAUCAUCUCUUCGAACCCCUCUUUGGCCUCAAAACUAGAAGCCGCUUGCUUGGAGCUAGAAGUGGUGGAUUGGUUUGGUUUGGUUCCCAAACUUUGGCCAAAUGCCAAGUACAUUUGUUCCAUAAUGACAGGUUCUAUGCAACCUUACUUGAAAAAGCUUAGGCAUUAUGCAAAUGGUGUGCCACUAAUAAGUGGUGACUAUGGUUCAACUGAGAGCUGGAUAGGGGUUAAUGUGGAUCCUAGUUUGGCUCCAGAGAAAGUAACCUUUGCUGUAGUGCCCACGUUCUCUUACUUUGAGUUCAUACCACUUUAUAGACAGAAACAAGAUUGCAGCUUGGUAGCUGAUCAUGAUUUCAUGGAAGAUGAGCCAAUCCCACUUUCCCAAGUUAAAGUUGGCCAAGAGUACGAAAUAGUGCUCACAACUUUUACUGGGUUGUAUAGGUGCAGACUAGGAGAUGUGGUGGAAGUGGGAGGUUUUCACAAUGGGACCCCGAAGUUGAAUUUUUUAUGCAGAAGAAAACUGAUUCUAACAGUGAAUAUAGACAAGAACACAGAGAGAGACCUUCAAAUGGUGGUAGAGAAAGGGUCACAGCUGCUAAACAAGGUCAAAGCUGAGGUUGUUGAUUUUACAAGCUAUGCAGAUGUCUCAAACGAACCAGGUUGUUACGUCAUUUUCUGGGAGGUGAAAGGUAAGGCUGAUGAUAAGGUACUUGAGACAUGCUGCAGGGAAAUGGAUGCAGCUUUUGUCGACCAUGGCUAUGUGGUUGCAAGGAAAACCAGUUCAAUAGGGCCUUUGAGACUUUGCAUUGUGGAGAGAGGAACUUUCAAAAAGAUUUUGGAUUAUUUCGUGGAGAUUGGGGCAGCACUGGGCCAGUUCAAGACCCCUAGGUGCACUAACAACCCUGUCCUCCUCAAGAUUCUUAAUGCAUGCACCAUUAAAACAUUUCACAGCACUGCUUAUAGUUCAAUCCACUCAUGA
Sphenostylis stenocarpa is the source of this 1827-nucleotide messenger RNA. Lineage: Eukaryota; Viridiplantae; Streptophyta; Magnoliopsida; Fabales; Fabaceae. The record is from the annotation of a GenBank genome assembly.